UUUUCUCAUUCGGGCUUUCAGGCUCAUGGUCAUUCCUUCCUCUCGACUUUUGUUCCUCUCGAUGUCUCUAUUAUCCAGACAAGACCAGUGCUUGAGGUCUCCAAAGCUAAUCCACAUUGCAUGAGGAGUGUGAGAUAAUCUACGGUCGUCUACAAGCAAGAGAUAUCUUUAAAAAAGAGAAAGUACAUAUGGUGUCCGUCCACUCCAACAAUCGAAAUGCCAAUCGAGUGAGGGUAUCCCUGGCAACGGUAUUGCUCUUUGUGGUGGCAAUAUCCGUCGGAUAUGCCUUGCUGAUCCUGUCAUUUGCCACUGGCAACCCUGUAGAAACAGAACCACAAAUUUCCACUACAACUAGCAGGAAGGAAGAAAUCUCAGGGGAUCAAGCAAAAAGUCGGAUACAACAGCAACAACAACAACAACACAAACUGCUGGAAGAAAAAAAAGCUGCACCGGUUACUACUGCUGACAAGAACAUACAGCAACACCAAGCUUCAACAACAGUACUGCAGGCAGGAAACGACCAAAAUACCAACAAAAUAGAAACAAGUGAGAGACAGGAACAAAACCCUUCGCCGGAGGAAUCCAAAGAAGCCUCCAACGAGGCAGGGGAUGACCACAAUGAUGGUAACAAUAAUAAGCCAAUAAUUCAAAACAACCAAGCUAAGGGACCCAGAGGGAAACGCAACUUUCGAAACGUCGUUUUACCGGGAGCAUCCAUGCAAACAACCAAAAGGAAUGGGUGGAUGGCCAAGCCACAUGGGGAAGGAGUCCAACCACAAAUCAUUAUCCCAAAUGAAAAUGUGUUGAAUGCCAUGGAAGAGGAGGAAGAAGAGGAAGACGAUGAUGAUGAGACUCCUCCCGAUCCAGAACACGUACUCAAAGCAUUUGUGGAACCCAUUGAUUUCAAAGAAUGGGAAACCAAACCACUUCCCAAGCGCAGCACGGCCACAGCGGACCAACUAGAAAUGAAUACCUAUCCAAAACUCAAUUCCUGCAAAAAAGUGCCGCAAAUGAUCCCAGUCAACGAGUAUCCGGAUUAUGAUCCCUUCCUCCCUUGGAUACAUGAUGUAUUUCCUACCCAUGAUGGCAAGUACAUUCAGUUUGUGGCACAAAACAGGAGACGGUGUCAUACAGGCACAACACCCGAGGAAAAGGAAAUUCUGCACUUGACACAACCCAAUAUUGCACUCUUUCAACAUGUUCCGGUCAAGAGAAUCAACCAAGACGGCGAAACACGAUAUAAACUCACAUCCCAUGAUCAAGCCGAUCCCGAUGGAGUGGCCACUCGAUUCAUUUGCCGAUUCAAACCCAGCAUGGUAGAGACAUUGUCCGUCUUCAACUUUGACUAUGAUUAUGCCGCACAUCGCAAGAGGACCAAAUACACUUUUCAGUACAAGGAUGGAGGAAUCUUAUCCAUUCACACGUCCCAAUUGAUCUUUAAAUGUCCCGUGCCAGACGAUCUGGUGGACAGUAUCAAAUCCGGAGAAUCCGUCCAAGAUGAUGAUACGGCAUCCUUGUUUGUCGACGUGAUUCCCAUUCGAACGCCGCCACGAUACGGGCUGUCGAGCGAAUUCCUGCAACCCAAAUACGCGGAUCGAUUACCCCAAAAGAUGGAAGACCGAUUUGAUCCAACGGCGGAAUGGGGGGACGACCAUGUCAUUCCUCGGAUUGAAGAUUCCGGUCGAUGGGAAAACUUUCCAAUCUGCAAAACAACUCUGGAGGAAUAUUACCCUCAAGAACAACAACCAAGUGAUGAUGAGACUACUACUUUGAAACUCCAAAAGAUCGAAAAGGGCAAUCGUGAAAUUGCCCUCAAAGACCACCUGACGGCACCCAAGAAGCAUCGCUUGGUGGCAUGUAUGUGGGCUAGUGCAGGCUACACAACUCGUGGCAAUCGAUUUGCAGUAAAUGAUGGACAGAGACGCAUGUUGGAGUGGAUUACAUUCAACAAGAUGCUUGGGUUUGAGCACUUUUAUCUAUACGACAACAGCUAUGCCUUUUCCAGUGAAAUCACUUUGAAACCCAUUGCAGAUAUGUUUCCAAAUGAAAUUACAUACAUCAAGUGGCCUUUUCAUGUAUGCAACAACAAUCCAAACAACGUCGACAGUCCUGGCGAACGUUCUUCACAAUACGCGGCAGAAUCCUCUUGCAGGCUGAGAUUCGGCCCCCACGUGGAAUGGAUUGGCCAGUUUGACAUUGAUGAAUACUUGAUUCCAAUGGGCAAGUACACAAGCAUCAUUCCUAUUCUGGACGACCUUGAUCGAACCGGAUUGAAAAUCCUUUCCUUUGGUAGUUGGCGAGCAUGGCCUCGAAGAGAUUUAAUAAAGGAACCCGUACCUAUUCAUGAUACGGAGCAGUGUAGCAACAGCUUCCUCUGUUUUGAGUUGACUAUUCCUGAGGAUACCACGGUAUUGCAGACUUACAAUUGUGACCGCCAGUCUGGCCCCAAGAAGGAUGUCAUGCCAGCAGAGAAGCAAUUGUAUCGGCCAGACUUUGUAUUGCAGCACUUUAUUCACUAUUCCACAGUCACCGUCCUGUCCGAGAUGAAUAAAACCGAGUUCGAGGCCGCUGGGUUUCCCUGGCUCAAGACCCGAAUUGCGGGUCUACUCGGACGAUAUUCCGACGAAAUCAAUGAAGCAACAAUGCUGCAUACCAAAGCUGUGGCACGUCAGGAUACUGCUGGAUGGAAUAAGGCUUGCAAAGUAGGCUACAGCGACCCACGGGCCAGGUGCCGGAUUGGGGUGCCCUUUCCGUUUGACUACGACGAGGCAAAGCAUGGAGUCGGCGAUGACAAAGAUUGGGCCUACAACUGCUAUGUGAACAGGAAGACAGAAGAAUUUUGGGUUCCCAGGUUGCAAAAGGCGCUGAAGCAACAUACAGGCAACAAUGACUUGAAUAGCAAUUUUUGAGUGACCUUAUUCCAUCGAGGAUUCGAGUCACAACCCCACAUAAUACGGUACGGUGCAGGGGUUCCACGAGUACCCUUAUGGCUGACAGCUACGCUACCAACGUGAAUUGUCGUUGUGCUUUUGCUAGCUAGCGGAUGCGUAUCUUGGCCACAGUGCCUGGACUCAACAAUGGUGUGAUGAGUUUCCAAAGCAGAGCAACGACUCGCGGUGGAUGGAUCACAUCGAUCCGUUUGGCCGUCUCUGGGUAAUUGGCCUGCAGCUGCUGGACCCAAGGCUUGAGAACUAUGGAAAUGAAGGACGGUGAUAGCUGUUGGAUUCGAAAGCCGUCGAGAUCGCUGUUGGCAUUGACAAAGACCAUUGUUUUUUGUGCCGCGCUCUUGGCAUGCAGCUGUUUGUGGAGCGGUUCAAAAUUGUAGGUCCAAUACAAGAGGAAAUCUUGCAGAGAGAGCUCAUUGUCAUCUUGAAUAAUGAGGCGUGCCAGGUCAGAAGUUUGCCACUGUCCCACAUAGAGGGAUAUUAAAACAGAAUCCUCAAAGGAGUGGCCAUCAAAGUCACAAGGUAGCAAGUUGGAGAUGACUUGUAGCUUGGAAGGUACCUUGUAGGGAUAGACUUCUACUUGAGCCCUGACUAGGUCCACAUCAUUGUCGCGUCUCCAACGGAGAAAUUUUCGGUAGGAAAUGGAAGCGGAGACUGGAUUUUUGGCUCGAUCUUUCCGCAGGAACCGCAGCAUUCGAAUGUCACCGUAGACAUCCGGGAAUUGGGUCAGCACAUGGCACUCUUGUCCAUCUGGAAGGACCACCGUUUUGUCUUUCAAAUGUUGAAAGUCUUUCUCGAGAAGAACACGCAUGGUUGCCAGUGCCUCCAGUUCCUUGUCGUCAUUUUCUAGCUCUAAUGGCAAUGAGAUUUGUUGCUUCAUUCGUUCGACUGCCCUUUGACCGACAGGAAUGGGGUCCUGCUCUCCUCCCAGAAAUCCACGUUGACGUCUUUGUCGACGCUUGCCUCCUGGAUUCUUGCUCCCUGGUUUGGUUUUUCGGGCAAGUCGCGCCAACUGUGUCUUUCGAAUCUUCUUGGCUUGAUAAAAGACAGAUUCCACCCCUGCAGGAUCUCGCUCAUCACUUUUCAUUCCAUUCCGUGGGAGACCUUGAGAUAUUAUCUUGCGGGAGGCAAGAGGGGGCCAUUGACUUCCGCCCAUUACAAAGGCGCCAACCAGAAAGGUAGCAGACUUCAUAUUAUUAUCUCAAUCUAUUCAUGUAACAAGGUAGCUAUUUGUAGAGCCCUUCUCCUCGACUUCGGAACACAGGGAUGAGAUAGUGGUGUUGUGGUCGUCUCUUUGACAUCU
Molecule: messenger RNA, 4248 nt
Organism: Seminavis robusta
Lineage: Eukaryota; Bacillariophyta; Bacillariophyceae; Naviculales; Naviculaceae
Source: the annotation of a GenBank genome assembly